Messenger RNA from Corylus avellana, 836 nucleotides. Its product is annotated as Tetratricopeptide repeat (TPR)-like superfamily protein. The record is from RefSeq and is a predicted model, not a curated record. NCBI's taxonomy places the organism in Eukaryota, Viridiplantae, Streptophyta, Magnoliopsida, Fagales, Betulaceae.
AGCCUUCAAGAAGGCCCAGAGCCCAGAGGCUCCCACUCGUGUUCGAACAUGGCGACCCGGCUCGCGCGAACAACCGCGACAUCUCCGAGAACAUGGUAUCUGAUCCGGAGAUCGGCGGCGCUAGUGGCCAGUGGUGGGUCCAGCCCUAGGUGGGCCUCCUCCUCCUCCUCUUCUUCAUCAAAAUUGUCACCGUCGUCAUCGUCGAGCACAUCUUCCAAGGCAGAGAAGAAGCUUGUGGACCGUCUAUCGACCGUCAUAGACGCCGUCAACGAUCGUAAACUCCCUCCUGAGCUUCGUGGCCAACGCAACUCUGUCAGAUCAGAAACUGAUAUAAUAAACGUUGUGGAGCAAAGAAUAUGGCACUCCAUGGAAGAAGGGCAGUUUGAGAAUUUACCGGGGAAAGGAAAACCACUCAACCUUAGCACAAAUCCUCAUGCCGACCCAGCAGAAGACACCUAGAGCUUGGGGAAGUAGAUGCAAUGGAGAUUCCUCUAAAUGGGUUGAGACUUCAGAGGCUCUAAAACUUCAGUUACGGGGUAUCAAUGAUAAGGUUUUCCGGUAUAACCUGAUUGUUCCGUUUGGCCGACAAAUGUGUGGACUGAAGUGGGAGAAGGAGAUGGAUCGCAUAAAAGAGUGAUCUUCUAUCUCCUUCUUGUUCCAAGAAGGUUGUAAUCAAUCUAAAUGUUGGCUUUUCUCUAGAGGAACUGGAUGUAUGGUAUCAUGUACGUUAAUGACCGUUGGCAACUGCUUUGUUCUUUUAUGCUCAUUACAGUUGAAACGAUUUUGUAGAACAAGUUUCCACCAGUAUCCAGAGACUCUGAUCAGGACUCGACUAA